This is a messenger RNA of Pteropus alecto (black flying fox), 1143 nucleotides long. RefSeq lists its product as uncharacterized. The record is from RefSeq and is a predicted model, not a curated record. Bases 1 to 1143 code for a protein of 380 amino acids. Gene Ontology annotation, cellular component: nucleus. Lineage: Eukaryota; Metazoa; Chordata; Mammalia; Chiroptera; Pteropodidae. The transcript has 2 exons.
AUGGCCACUCAGUCGUGCUGCGAGAAGGAGCAGAAGCAACAGCAGGGUGAGGUGCCCGCAGGGCCGAAGAACCAGAUCUCCGUUGUCCCUGGCGGCACCCACGAGCCCGGCAGCCACGUUGCCGGUGUCUCCACGGUCUCGAGCGACCCGUCUCCGUCAGGUGGUGGCGCCCCGCGCCAUGGCACAGCAGGUGCCUCCUCCUGCACCAUGGCCGCCGCCGGCGCCAUUUCGUCCACUGCGGAAGAGCCAGGGCCGCCCUCCAUGGACUGCGAGCAGGAGAGUGGGCGUCCUGAGCGGCAGGGCGGCCCGGGCCCCCACGCAGUGCUGAGAUGUGUGGGGCUCGAGAUGGGCCAAGGUCUACAGACCGCAUACGCAGGCAGCAUGGUCGCCGUGGGGCAAGCCACGAGCGGCGCUGUCCCCGCCAGCGGGCGUCCGACCCAGACCAGGGGCUCAGCGAAGGGCCGAGGGCGGAAGCGGCCCAGCCGUGCAGAGACUGCCCAGGCUCAGAAGCUUCCAUGGCGCUUCAUUCAGCCAGGCCAGGGCCUGCUCUCCGCAGCCGAGCCACGCAGCCUAACCCUGCGUCCCGCCGCCGUGCACCGGAGCCCGGCCCUGCGUCCCGCCGCCGUGCACCGGAGCCCGGCCCUGCGUCCCGCCGCCGUGCACCGGAGCCCGGCCCUGCGUCCCGCCGCCGUGCACCGGAGCCCGGCCCUGCGUCCCGCCGCCGUGCACCGGAGCCCGGCCCUGCGUCCCGCCGCCGUGCACCGGAGCCCGGCCCUGCGUCCCGCCGCCGUGCACCGGAGCCCGGCCCUGCGUCCCGCCGCCGUGCACCGGAGCCCGGCCCUGCGUCCCGACGCCCUGCAUCCGCGCCAGGCCCUGCACUCCGCGGCCGUGCAGCCGCGCCAGGCCCUGCACCGCGCCGCCCCCGCCGCGGUGCCUCCACGCGAGGCACUGCUCGGCGCAGCAUUGAAUCCGGGCCAGGCCGUGCUUUGCGAAGUUCUGCUUCUACGCCAGGCCCUCUUUCUCCUAGCCGCGCAGCAGGGCCAGACCCUGCCCUCACCAACCUUCCCAGCUCACCAGGCCCUGCUCUCCGACGACGCGUGUCGGGGCCAAGCCCUGCCCUCCGCAGCCGCGCCACCCUGCUAA